GUGGGCUUACGUUUUAUCAAAACGUUAUGUAGACGUCACUUCAAUUCCAUUCCAUUCCCAGGCUAGUCUGUGUAAAUUUAAGCAAAUAAGCUAUUUGAUAGAAGUAAUACCAAAAAUACGUCCGCAUAUUUCCUAAGUGAACAUAGCUACAACAUUUACUGAUUAACUCCUAGUUAUUUGGCUUUGACGGUUUCGUGAUCGUGCACGGUCUGCCAUUGUGCAUUUUGGCGCUCGCUUUCUCGCACGGCGAGGCAAACAAGCAAGUCGUUUGGGGAGGGGAAACGAAAAGCCCAGCAACAGCGUCAAGAAAACGAACCAGUAAACCGCUAAAGCUAGCACGGGUUUUAUUUCAAACUUUCCAUUUCCAAGUUGGGACGUGCCCCUUGUUCACUCAUUUGAGGUACCGCUACCAAAUCAUGGGAAAGAAGACUCGUGAAAAUGAUGAUGAUGCCUCGGGCUCAUCUUCAGAAGAGGAAGAAUUUAUUGUGGAGAAGGUGCUGGACAGAAGGACGGUGAAGGGCCGAGUUGAAUUCUUCCUUAAGUGGAAAGGUUAUUCAGAAAAACACAACACAUGGGAGCCAGAGAAGAAUCUCGGCUGCCCCGAGCUCAUUGCUGAGUUUAUGAAGACUUACAAGAAGCCUAGCGGCGGUGCCACCCCCAGCAGCGGAGGAGCCAAGUCCAGUGCAGGUUCAUCAGGCCGUAGCAAGGAAGGCAGCAGCAAGAGGAGAAACUCUGACGAUGACGAGGAGGGGAGCAGCAAUAAGCCCAAACGGAAAAAAGAGGAUGACGUCCUGAUUGCGAGAGGCUUUGAGAGAGGUCUGGAACCAGAGAAGAUUAUUGGAGCCACAGACUCCUGUGGAGACCUCAUGUUCCUCAUGAAGUGGAAGGACUCUGAUGAGGCAGAUCUGGUGCUGGCCAAGGAGGCCAAUCACAAGUGCCCGCAGAUCGUCAUAGCUUUCUACGAAGAGCGCCUCACCUGGCAUGAAGACGGGGAUAAGAAGGAGAAGGGCGCUGUGAGCAUGUAAGCCGGAAGUGUCGUCACAGGAAUGGUCACUGACCCCCCCCCCCCCCCCCCUGCAGGGAUGACCUGGAGACACUCAUAUAGCCAGUACCUAAUCGCACCCUAUUCCUCUCCUUGGCCUUAACACUUUUUUUAUGAUAGCCUUUUUUCUUUUCUCUUUUAUGGCUUGGGUAGGUGUAGGUAGUGGAGUGGUAUAUUUUCCACCACAUUGCUUCUACCUUUACAGCUCUGACAACAGUGAAGAGUUAAGGCAACAUGGAGGAUUUGAGUGCGAUUUGGGACUGAAAGCCCCCCCCCUGCUAAUGACCAUAACAAAAACCACACAAACCAACGAUGGACGACACUGCCCACUUCUUCAUGAUACCUCCCUCUGUGCCCCAGUGUACAGGUUAAUGUCCCUGAAUAACAAAGAGCCCAAUCUAGCCAUUUUACACACAAACUGAGAAGGAUGAGGGAAGACUGUGGGUUUUGGAGGUGGUGAAACAGGCUGGCUGCGCUCGCUACUGGGGACGGCUUGUAGUUCCUCUUGCUUUAUUCCCUUUCUGUAUUUUUGUGUAAGUACGAUUCUUGAUUCUGUGGUACCCUGUCUAGGUACUGGCAGCCAUCUUAUGGUGACUUGAAGGUAGUCGUCUUAACUAAUAGGUAACAUUAAAAUGGCCACGUCUAUGAAAGUAUGGUCCAGUGCCCUGUAUGAAAUUCCCGCCUACUUCCUGAAUCAUGUACUUGCAGUUUUUGAAUGCGAUUCAAGAGUAAAUCAUGAAAGCGUUUUUUUUUUUUUUUGUUAUAUUUUUAUUGAACCUUUAUUUAACUAGGCAAGUCAGCUAGGAACAAAUGCUUAUUUACAAUGACGGCCUGCCCCGGCCAAACCCUAACACGGACGACGUUGGGCCAAUUGUGCGCCGCCAUCCUACGCAUAUAUUUGUUUACGUGGAUUCAUUUACUUCUACCUUCAUGAAAGCCAUCAGUUCGGAGUAAAUGAAUCUACUAAUAUGAUUUUACAUGUAUCUUUAAGCCCCUUUUCAUGAAUUUGAUGUACUCUGGAAUCCCAUUCAAAAACGGUAUGGGACAUGAUCCAUAGCGGAAGUAGGGGGGACUUUCAUAGAGCGUUCACAAAUCGAGCGUCUCAGAGUAGGAGAGCUGAUCCACCUGUCCGUAUAUUCUUUUUCAUUGUUAUCUAAAAGGUCCACACAAAAAAAACUGAUCCUAGAUCGGGCACUCUGGUGGAAACUUUGAAUACGAGACCUCGACAUGUUUGCCCUGGGAAGAUGACAGUCUUCCAAGUCUUAUCAAACCUCGACAAUAACAGUAGUUAUGCUGUAGAUAAAAUAGAUUUAUCGUACUGCGAUCACCUUGGUAGAAAAUCUCUCCUGCUUAUUUUUUUUGUUCAGUAGUUUUAGUCCACCUUUUGAUGUUUUAAGGUCAAUAUUGUCCCCUCCAAGUACUUCAUGUCUCGUUUUAUUUCUCACUAGUACUGUGGCUGGACUAAGUUUUGAAUGACCUAAAUUUUUAAUAUUUGAACUCUUUUGUCGGCUUCUGUUAUGUAGCUGUUCUGUAGGUCAAGUAAUCAUGUAGCUCUGAUUCCAUUGCUAAGAUCAUGAACAUAUUUAGUCGGAGUAGCUGCUUUUUCCUAACUUGGAAUUGGAUUCUUCCGAUUACCCUUUAUUACCCAGACAAUUUUAUCACCACAAUGAGCACAAUGAAGCAAAUAUUACAGAUGCACAGACGGGCCACUUCAAAAGUUGUACCCAAUGUUUCAAACCAUCUUUAUUUGCAAAUGUGAAUGAUAUUAUCACUGCAGUGCUGAUUUGGAACCCGGCCCUUGGAUCAGAAGUCAGUUGACAAUCAGCAUGCCACAUGCUCUGCAGUAGAAAGUGACACCAUACAAGCAUACUGCUUGAUUUGAUCAAGGUAUGCCACCCUGGGGCUAAAUGGCUCGGGCCAACGUGUCCUGCCCAGUCCCCUGCGUGAGAGAAUGGGAUAAGGCAGAUCGGGGCUUACCUCCAGACAGUGUUCCUUCUUGGGAAUGCUUAUUGAUCUAUUUGAACAUUUUAAAAAUCCCCCGUCAAUGAUUUUUGAUUUAUUUUGGGUAUUAAGUGGUUAAAUCCACACCACCUACAGAGUAUUUGUUCCACUUGUAGAAAGAUCAUUUGUCCUGACCUGAAUUUCUAGUUUUAUCAUCCCUGUUAAUGCUAAAUACUGAAUGUUUUGGGACGAUGUUAUCCACAUCAUUGACUUCAUAUUACAGGUUUGUUUUAACUACCUAUUCUGUCCAUUUUGGCUUUCCACCCCUUGUGUUGAAUGUAGUAAUGAGAGCAUUGAGUUUGUGUUCAAUGAUAUAUCCAAAUGUGUGGUAAAAGAGCAAGGUUGUUUAGUCACAGAAUAGAGGCAAAGUAUUCCAGUAUAUUUGUAGCCUAUACCAUUGAGUUGGUGAUGGACAGAGUGCUAUUGCUAUGUAUUGUGAUCAAAUAUUCUCGUAUUCAAUUUGUGAUGUUUUCCCACUCAAAAAAAAUAACACUUUAAGGAGCAACUGAGUCCUGAGUUCUCUUGUCACUGUAGUAAUAGAAACAAGUGAAAGAUUACUUGGAUAUCCUUCUCUCUUCAGAACCAUCUCUAUUUAGGACAAAUGUAACGGUUGUCUGUUUUUCAUUUUUUUAUUUAUAUUUACUCAAAAGAUUUUCAUUUGUAGUCCAUUUGUAGUCCAUUUUUGACCAUUUUUUUUUUCAAAGUGUUCCACGUUUUGGUGUAUCUCACCAAUUUUUUUUUUUUUAAAUGCUCUGAAAUUUGGGUUUUUAUAUGUAUUGUAGUAAACUGUUUUCAACAUUCAA
This is a messenger RNA of Oncorhynchus kisutch (coho salmon), 3846 nucleotides long. It is a transcript of the gene cbx5, whose product is annotated as chromobox homolog 5 (HP1 alpha homolog, Drosophila). The record is from RefSeq and is a predicted model, not a curated record. Lineage: Eukaryota; Metazoa; Chordata; Actinopteri; Salmoniformes; Salmonidae. Bases 417 to 1025 code for a protein of 202 amino acids. Gene Ontology annotation, cellular component: nucleus. The transcript is spliced from 5 exons.